Messenger RNA from Hippocampus comes (tiger tail seahorse), 4458 nucleotides. It is a transcript of the gene atp8b2, whose product is annotated as ATPase phospholipid transporting 8B2. Gene Ontology annotation, cellular component: trans-Golgi network; plasma membrane. The record is from RefSeq and is a predicted model, not a curated record. Gene Ontology annotation, biological process: Golgi organization; phospholipid translocation. The coding region runs from base 39 to 3461 and encodes 1140 amino acids. Gene Ontology annotation, molecular function: ATP hydrolysis activity; ATPase-coupled intramembrane lipid carrier activity; ATP binding. NCBI's taxonomy places the organism in Eukaryota, Metazoa, Chordata, Actinopteri, Syngnathiformes, Syngnathidae. The transcript is spliced from 23 exons.
UCCUAUUUUGCUGUUUCAGGCUUCAGAAUGAAAAGUGGAUGAAUGUCCGAGUAGGUGACAUCAUCAAAUUGGAGAACAAUCAAUUUGUGGCAGCUGACUUGCUGCUCUUGUCCAGCAGUGAACCUCAUGGUCUCUGUUACAUCGAGACAGCCGAACUGGACGGAGAGACCAACAUGAAGGUGCGGCAGUCUGUCUCUGUGACAUCCGAACUGGGGGACCCCAACAACUUGGCUCAGUUUAAUGGUGAGGUGGUCUGUGAGCCCCCCAACAAUAAGCUGGAUCGUUUUAGGGGGAUGUUGUACUGGCGGGAGAAAAAGUACACUUUGACCAACCAGAACAUGCUUCUCCGAGGGUGCGUCCUCCGCAACACAGAGGCCUGCUACGGCUUGGUCAUCUUUGCAGGCCCAGACACCAAGCUGAUGCAGAACAGCGGUCGCACUAAAUUCAAGCGUACCAGUAUCGACCGUCUGAUGAACACUUUGGUCCUCUGGAUCUUUGCUUUCCUGGUCUGCAUGGGUAUCGUUUUGGCUGUGGGCAAUGCCGUGUGGGAGCGAGAGGUGGGCACGCUGUUUCAACAUUACCUACCUUGGGAUCCUUCCGUGAAUGGUUUCCUCUUCUCCGCUGUCCGCACUUUCUGGUCCUAUGUGAUCAUUCUCAAUACAGUGGUGCCCAUCUCGCUGUAUGUCAGUGUGGAGGUGAUCAGACUGGGCCACAGCUACUUCAUCAACUGGGACCAGCUCAUGUUCUGCUCCAAGUGCAACACAGCAGCCGAGGCCCGGACCACCACACUGAGUGAGGAGCUGGGCCAGGUUGAGUACAUCUUCAGUGACAAGACUGGGACACUCACACAGAACAUCAUGAGCUUCAAAAAGUGCUCCAUCAAUGGACACAGUUAUGGGGAGGUAGCAGAUCCAUUGGGGCCGCAGCCAAAGAGGUUGGACUUCACUCCUUUCAAUCUUCUAGCAGACCCAGACUUCUGUUUCUACGAUGAUACGUUGCUGGAGUCGGUCAAAGUGGGAGAUUCUCACACUCAAGAGUUUUUUCGUCUGCUCUCCCUCUGCCACACCAUCAUGAGUGAGGAGAAGAGCGAGGGAGAGCUGGUCUACAAAGCCCAGUCUCCAGACGAAAGUGCUCUUGUGACAGCUGCAAGAAACUUUGGAUUUGUGUUUCGCUCUCGAACGCUGGGGACCAUCACCACCACUGAGAUGGGGCGAACCGUCACCUAUACCCUCCUUGCCAUCCUGGACUUUAACAACGCACGCAAGAGGAUGUCUGUCAUAGUCCGUAACCCCGAGGGCAGGAUCCGUCUGUACUGCAAAGGUGCUGACACUGUGUUGUUGCAAAGGCUCCGCCCCUGUAAGCAGGACCUGAUCAAUAUCACCUCAGACCACCUCAAUGAGUAUGCCGCUGAUGGGCUGCGGACACUGGCUCUGGCCUACCGGGACCUGACAGAGGAGCAAUGGGAGAUGUGGUCAGAAAGCCACCAAUGUGCUGACAAAGAAGAAGACUUGUUGUCAGCUGCCUAUGAGCAAAUAGAACAAGACAUGACGCUGCUGGGAGGUACCGCUAUAGAGGACAAGCUGCAGGAAGGUGUCCCAGAGACCAUCGCUCUCCUCUCCCUGGCCAACAUCAAGACGUGGAUCGUUACAGGAGACAAGCAAGAGACGGCUGUCAAUAUUGGCUACUCGUGCAAGAUGCUGACAGAUGAUAUGACUCAGGUUUUUAUCAUUAGUGGACACAGCGUCCAGAGAGUGAAGCAGGAACUCAGGAGAGCGAGGGAACAGAUGAUUGCACUGUCGCAAACAAAAGACGGUGAGAGAGAGGAGGUGGUCGAGGGAUGUGGAGAGGUCUGCUUCAUGAAAUUCAAAGGCGCAGGAAAGCAGUCGCAAUGUCCUCCUUCCAACCGCAUGGACAACAUCUCUGGAGAUUUCGCCCUCAUCAUCAAUGGUCACAGCCUGGCCCACGCACUGGAAGCUGACAUGGAGGAGGAGUUCAUCACGACGGCGUGCGCGUGCAAAGCGGUGAUUUGCUGCCGCGUUACGCCGCUGCAAAAGGCUCAGGUGGUGGAGCUGGUAAAGAAAUACAAGAGGGCCGUCACCUUGGCCAUUGGGGACGGAGCCAAUGAUGUGAGCAUGAUCAAGAGUGCUCAUAUUGGUGUCGGUAUCUCAGGCCAAGAAGGCAUCCAGGCCGUGCUGGCCAGUGACUACUCCUUCUCCCAGUUCCGUUUCUUGCAGCGUCUUCUGCUGGUACACGGCCGAUGGUCCUACCUACGCAUGUGCCGCUUCCUGUGCUAUUUCUUCUACAAGAACUUUGCCUUCACCAUGGUGCACUUCUGGUUCGGCUUCUUCUGCGGCUUCUCCGCUCAGACGGUAUAUGAUCAGUUCUUCAUCACACUCUACAACAUUGUCUACACUUCUCUGCCUGUACUCGCAAUGGGCAUAUUUGACCAGGACGUUCCUGAUCAAAGGAGUCUGGAGUAUCCAAAACUCUACGAGCCUGGCCAAUUCAAUCUGCUCUUCAAUAAGAAAGAGUUCUUCAUCUGCAUCGCCCAGGGCAUCUACACAUCAGUGGUGCUGUUUUUCGUCCCCUACGCCAUCCUAGCCAACGCCUCGCAGAGCAAUGGAGAGCCUCUCACUGACUACCAGACCUUUGCUGUCACCACGGCAACAGCGCUGGUCAUUGUGGUGAGUGUACAGAUCUCACUGGACACUGGCUUCUGGACCAUUUUUAACCACGUGUUUGUGUGGGGCUCGUUAGGCUGCUACUUUACCAUCAUGUUUGCUGUGCACAGUCAGACACUCUUCAGUAGCUUCCCCAAUCACUUCCAUUUUGUAGGCAGUGCUCAGAGCACACUAUUGCAGCCAGUCGUGUGGUUGACGAUUGCACUGGCAACGGUAAUCUGUAUAGUUCCAGUUUUGGCAUUCCGCUUCCUCAAGUUGGACCUCAAACCUCAGCUCUCAGACACGAUCCGCCACACUCAGCUGAUGUGUGAAAAGAAGCGCAGGCCAGCGGGCGGUCGCCUGGCAUCCACCUGGCGCAGCGCGGGCAGCGUCUCAGAGGGCCGGCUGGGCGCAAGGGGCGGUUCCCGGCGGUCCGGCUACGCCUUUGCUCACCAGGAGGGAUUUGGCGAGUUGAUCACCUCUGGGAAGAACAUGCGUCUCUCGUCUCUGGCUCUGGCCAGUUUCGCCUCCAGACAUAGCUCCAGCUGGAUCGACACCCUGCGGAGAAAGAAGCACGCUCACACGCCCCCCAGUGCGUCGGGGGAGUGCACUCCUGCGCUCUCUCACUCCUCUUCUGUUCUGGGGUGCUCGCAGGAGGCACCCACUGAGGUGGAAACAGUCCAAGACUCUCGGAUGAUUCCCACGACUUCCACUUCAGUGGAAGCUUCGGAGGAUCUUCGGGAAGGAGCCGUCAGCACAGGCUCACCCUCUGUUGCCGAGAAAACCGCUCAAAAAGAAUGAGAAGAAAAAAUAAUGACAAAAGAGGACUCAAACAAACAGAAAGUAGAAAUGCAUGAAAUCUUCUAAUUGUUGAUGAUACUGUAAAGCGGUGGCGGGCCGUGCGUUUGGUCCACCUCUUACUGCUAACGCUGUCAUGUUGCAAUUAGACAAGACAUCAAUACUUGCCAAAAGCAAAAUGUAACAGCCACCUACAUCAUCUUGAGCAGUUGAGAAUUUCUAUUUACCUAGUAAUUGGUCAAAGGCACAAAAUAGUUCAAUAGGACCACGCCAUACUCACCAGAGAUGGUUCUUGUUAAAUAUAUUAUAAGGUACAAAUCACUAGCGUGAGGUUAUACUCGAUGAACAACCAGUCGGAGGAUGUAAAAAUGCUGACUGUAUUGUGGGCCAGCUUGCUGGCCCUGUGAGGACAAAGUUGAAAUCUGAUUGGUUCUUAUAGUUUCAAUUGCAUUGGCCAGCUCUCCUGAUUGUGAAGGCCCCGGGGCAGAUAACAGUGACAUGCAACAAAUGAAGAAAUCUGAUUUGACAAAAAAAAUAAUAAUAAAAAUAAUUAUAAAAAUUUUACACCCACAUACACGUCCUGUUAGCAGCGCAGCCAAGAGGAAUGAUGCAAAAUUACGAGGACAGACUGCGGGGGAGAAAUGAAUACAGUUUUAUGCAACUGAUUAUUUUCAUGUGUUUUUUCAUUUUUAAACCGUUAUCGGUGUUUGCCAGUAGGCGGCCCACCACUCCUAAAAGGCGGCAACAGCAUAUUUCAAGCGAGCAUAUAUGUAUUAAGCCAACAGAAAAAUGCAGCUCAUUAGUUCUCAAUGAGAACAACGCAAGUUAUCAUCGUGCCACACAUCUACUCAUGACUUUGGGUUUUCUUUUUUUUGUGUUUGUUUUGUUUGGUUGGCUGCAUCAUAUUGAUGUGUUUAAAGCAGCGUGAUCUAAAUUUGAUGACUGCCUGGCUUGUAAUGGAAAGCCAAGUAGAAACUCAAACAGACUAAUGGAUGUGGGA